Molecule: messenger RNA, 1959 nt
Organism: Peromyscus californicus insignis
Lineage: Eukaryota; Metazoa; Chordata; Mammalia; Rodentia; Cricetidae
Gene: Slc35f6
Product: solute carrier family 35 member F6
Exons: 6
Coding region: 94-1212 (372 amino acids)
Biological process (GO): transmembrane transport
Cellular component (GO): membrane; intracellular membrane-bounded organelle
Molecular function (GO): transmembrane transporter activity
Source: RefSeq, a predicted model, not a curated record
CGCUCGGCCCGGAAGCUCUUGAGUCGAAGACACCACCUCCCGGAUGACCCGAUUUGUAGCUGCUGGUUCAAGUGGUCUCCCCUGUCCACCACUAUGGCCUGGACCAAGUACCAGCUGUUCCUGGCCGGGCUCAUGCUGGUCACCGGCUCCAUCAACACGCUUUCAGCAAAGUGGGCCGACAACUUCAAAGCUGAAGGCUGUGGAGGAGGCAAGGAGCACAGCUUCCAGCAUCCCUUCCUCCAGGCAGUGGGCAUGUUCCUGGGAGAGUUUUCGUGCCUCGCCGCCUUCUACCUGCUCCAGUGCAGAGCCAGAAGACAGUCCGACUCCAGUGUAGAGCCCCAGCAGCCCUUCAGUGCCCUGCUUUUCCUGCCGCCAGCCCUGUGCGACAUGACUGGAACCAGCCUCAUGUACGUGGCCCUGAACAUGACCAGCGCCUCCAGCUUCCAGAUGCUGCGGGGUGCGGUGAUCAUCUUCACGGGCCUGUUCUCCGUGGCCUUCCUGGGCCGGAGGCUGGCACCAAGCCAGUGGCUGGGCAUCCUGGCCACCAUUGCGGGACUGGUGGUGGUUGGCCUCGCUGACCUCCUGAGCAAGCAUGACAGUCAACACAGGCUCAGCGACGUCAUCACAGGUGACUUGUUGAUCAUCAUGGCCCAGAUCAUCGUUGCCAUCCAGAUGGUGCUGGAGGAGAAGUUUGUCUACAGACACAACGUCCACCCACUCAGGGCAGUGGGCAUUGAGGGCUUCUUCGGCUUUGUGAUUCUCUCGCUGCUCCUCGUGCCCAUGUACUACAUCCCCGCUGGCUCCUUCAGUGGGAACCCUCGUGGGACGCUGGAGGAUGCCCUGGAUGCCUUCUGCCAGGUCGGCCGCCAGCCCCUGAUCGCCCUGGCUCUGCUGGGCAACAUCAGCAGCAUCGCCUUCUUCAACUUCGCGGGCAUCAGUGUCACCAAGGAACUGAGUGCCACCACCCGCAUGGUGCUGGACAGCCUGCGCACCGUGGUCAUCUGGGCCUUGAGCCUCGCACUGGGCUGGGAGGCCUUCCACCCGCUGCAGAUCCUCGGUUUCUUCAUCCUCCUCAUGGGCACCGCCCUCUACAACGGGCUGCACCGUCCACUGCUAGCCUGCCUGUGCAGGGGCUGGCGUACGCCCACCCAAGAGGGUGAACAGGAGAGACUGCUGGGUGACAGCCGGACUCCUAUCAAUGACGCCAGCUGAGCCCCUGGUGGGGGUCUCUGCUGCCAUCAGAUGACUGAGGCCAUGCAGACUGGUGGGCUGUGAGAGCCCUAUCCCUAAGGCCUCACGCCACCCUUCCCUAGUGACCCCUUCGGGCAGCUGCUGCCAGAGAGGAUGGCAGAACACCAGGUCCUCUUUUAUUCCUGAAGCCUGUAAUGUUGGGACCCAGCCUCCACAGGCCUGGAUAUGGCAUCCACUCUCAGCCCUCCCAGUUCUUCCUGCUGUGCUAGGGCAAAAAUGUGAACUUGAACAGCAGGAAUUCACAACCCUAAUAUUUUGUGUUAUACACUAACUUGUCCUGGUAGAUUAUCUAGCUUAUGAAUCAUAAGCUACAAAGAAUCCAGUGAGCAGAUUCAAAUCGGAACCGAACUUGUAACAUACUCCUUAAGCCUGUCCGAAGACCUAGCUUUAGGUCUCGACUGCACAUACAGUGUGUGCACCAGAUCUGGCCACUCUGGAGCACAGGUGUACAUGAUGUGACUUCAGUGCCUUGUGGCCCCAGCAUUCUGUGGGCCUCUGAUUGUCACUAGCCUGAGAAAAGAAAAGUGGUACCUCUCCUCCCCAUGGUGGUUUUUUGCCACUCUGCAGCCUUGGCUGUCCUGAAACUCAUGACAUAGACCAGGCUGGCCUGGAACUCAUGAUGUAGACCAGGCUGGCCUCGAACUCACAGAGAUCCACCUGUCUCUACUUCCUCAGUGCUGGAAUUAAAGGUAUAUAUCAUCAUGCCUA